Molecule: messenger RNA, 147 nt
Organism: Paramecium sonneborni
Lineage: Eukaryota; Ciliophora; Oligohymenophorea; Peniculida; Parameciidae
Source: the annotation of a GenBank genome assembly
AUGAAAAUCGAAAAAAUUGGUUAAUUUUAAUCAGUUAGAGUGCCUUAAGGGAAAUUUUCCAGCUUGCAAAUAGUUAGAGAAAUUGUUGAUAAAUAUCUGAUUCUAUUGGAUAAAAUUCUAUCCAAAACAAAAAUAAUAUUCUCUUGA